AACCUGUAAAGUUCGGACGUGUCCGCAGCAAGCAUUUGUCAGUUGUCAUGUCACCCAGGUUGUUGUUGAAUGUGAAGACUUUAUUUGUUUAAUAGAACUGAAAAUUCGCUCGAAAUGUGGUCGACGAAGAGUGUAGUGGCGUGCUGCGUGCUGACGUUAGCUCAGGUGUGCUCGGGACUGUACUUCCACAUCGGCGAGACGGAGCGCAAGUGCUUCAUCGAGGAACUGCCGGAGGAGACCACCGUGAUGGUGAACUACAAGGUGGAGCUGUACGACCCGCGCAGCCAGGGCUUCAUGCCGUCCACGCCGGGCAUCGGCAUGCACGUGGAGGUGCGGGACCCCGACGACAAGCCCGUGCUGUCGCGCGUCUACAGCUCGGAGGGGCGCAUCUCCUUCACCUCGCAUGUGGCGGGGGAGCACGUGGUGUGCCUCUACUCCAACAGCAGCAGCUGGUUCAGCGGGGCGCAGCUUCGCGUGCACCUGGACAUGCAGGUGGGCGAGCACGCCGUGGACUACGCCCAGGUGGCGCAGCGCGAGAAGCUGUCGGAGCUGCAGCUCAGGGUGCGCCAGCUCUUCGACCAGGUGGAGCAGAUCACCAAGGAGCAGAACUACCAGCGCUACCGCGAGGAGCGGUUCCGCCAGACCAGCGAGAGCACCAACCAGCGCGUGGUGUGGUGGUCGGUGGGGCAGACUAUCAUCUUGCUGGGGAUGGGCGCCUGGCAGAUGCGCCACCUCAAGAGCUUCUUCGAGGCCAAGAAACUGGUGUGAGGCUCGCCUGACGUCGGCGGAGUGUGUGUGUGUUUCACUGGAGGUGUAAGGAACCUGAGGUAACAGUGCUGUCCUUAUCUUAGUUUACUCCCCACUUUUAUUAAUAAAAACUAUGUCUCUUGAAGGCACAGCAGAAAACAUUAAAUUUUUAUUUUUAAAUUUUGAAAUCCAUCUUGUGUGGUUGCUGUUAAUAUGUUAAUGGUUUUCAUGAAUGAGAAUAACUAAAAAUUAUCUUGAUUGUUCCUUGAAGGUACAUAAAUAACAAAUGUCAGUCUACAUGUUCAGAACUAAACUUCUAGGCAUUGCUGUGUGUUACAAGAAGCUGUUAUUUAAAUUUUCAUAGUAAGUCAGUUUGGGUUCCAAACAAACACACCAGUUUAUAAAAAAAAAAAAGGUAAUUAAUUAUUUUUGAAGGUGGGUGAGGAAGGUACUGUAUUUACACGAAUAAACCAAGCAUAAUGUUUGUUCAAAUUUGUGCGUUAAAAGCAUGGCUUAUUCAGAUCUUGAAAACGCAGUGUGGCAAGUUCAGUAAUCCUCUCGAAGGUUGGAAAACCUGCUGUCGUUGAUUGGACCACGGACAUGUUGCAUUUUGGUGCGCGAGUGCUUAUUUGUGAGAAAGUUGAAAUUACUAAAGGUUUGUAGUUGGAAAACUUCAAAUGAUUAAAGAACUUUGGAAAUGGGA
Bacillus rossius redtenbacheri is the source of this 1450-nucleotide messenger RNA. It is a transcript of the gene eca, whose product is annotated as transmembrane emp24 domain-containing protein eca. Lineage: Eukaryota; Metazoa; Arthropoda; Insecta; Phasmatodea; Bacillidae. Gene Ontology annotation, biological process: Golgi organization; intracellular protein transport; endoplasmic reticulum to Golgi vesicle-mediated transport. The record is from RefSeq and is a predicted model, not a curated record. Gene Ontology annotation, cellular component: Golgi apparatus; endoplasmic reticulum; COPII-coated ER to Golgi transport vesicle. The transcript is spliced from 3 exons. The coding region runs from base 115 to 768 and encodes 217 amino acids.